CAGUUAGCUUAAUAAAAUGGCGGCUGAUGCGCAGCAUCGUUAGCAUUUGUCAGCCGUGUGGACCUUCAAAGCUAGCACGUUUCAUGUGGUGAGCUUGCGUACGUCAUGGCCCGGUACGACCCCAAGGAGAGGUUCAGGUAUCUCAAGGAGCUGGUGAACGAGUUCCACACCAGCUGCUCGAGUGAGGCGAAAGAGCAAGUUCUCGCCAACUUGGCUAAUUUUGCCUACGAUCCCGCAAACUACGAUCAUUUCAAGCGCCUAAACAUUCUCAACCUAUUCAUGGAUCAGUUGGACAGUACCAACGAUAACCUGAGGGAGUUUGCCAUUGGUGGAAUUUGCAACCUUUCCUCAGAUCAGGACUUUCGUGCUGAGGUGCUGAAGCCUGACAACCUCAGCAAAUUGAUCAGCUGCCUCUCAACAUCACAGGAAGAGACUGUGUUGUCUACAAUAACAACACUUAUUUCUCUGGGGCUCUCUGGUUGCCAGACAGAUAUCACAACAGCAUCUGUGAUCGACUGCAUGGUGCGGUAUUCGGAAUCUCCGAACACAAGGCUCAGCAACCUGGCCAAGCUCUUCCUUGAAGAUAUAUGCAGUCCUGAACAGGUCAGCAGUGUCACGAAUGCUGCUGCUGCUACUGCUGUUCCAUAGAGUAAAACGGGCCUAAUGUGGUUUUAAAGUGCAUGGGGCAUAUCAUGUUUGUACAGAUCCUUCCAUGGCGGAGCCUCUUUAAUAAUUAUAUUGAAGAGGCCAUUUCAAUUUUAAGCAUAACAUGCAUCAUAGCCAGAACUGGCAUAAAAUAUGUACCUUAUUGUAGCCCAUUGUAUUUACAGAAGUCAUUUCUAACCAUGAUGCUUGUCAUUGUAAACUGGGUCUCAACAAUUUAAGCGUGUGUAGAAUAUUGCUUUAUUUUGUUUCCACGCUGUGGUGACACGACUGAAUGUAUUGAAUAAAGUGAUGAAGUUAUGAUAACAAUAA
Molecule: messenger RNA, 975 nt
Organism: Dermacentor andersoni
Lineage: Eukaryota; Metazoa; Arthropoda; Arachnida; Ixodida; Ixodidae
Product: armadillo repeat-containing protein 7-like
Source: RefSeq, a predicted model, not a curated record